AUGGGUAGAGACCUUGGUGUGAUGAUGGCUGGACCACUCAUGUCAUUGAUAGUGACAACUGCUCUGCAGCUGGCGGCUGCGCAGUCUGUGCAGUGGCCGCAGACUAGCGGAGGUUCUGUGAUAGGAAUCACCCUACCGGCAAGUGCAGGUGGGGCAGCAGUCGACCAGUUUCUCGGCGUCCCAUUUGCAAGGGCGGAGCGUUUUCAACCUCCCGUGGAUUUUCAGGAGACUUACCCAGGAGGCAGUGUGACGGCGACCAUGUGGGGUCCGGCCUGCAUGCAGGUAGCAGGGGAUCCCACACAGACCUACGGCAGCGAGGACUGCUUGAAGGCGAACGUGUGGAGUCCACGCCUUGCUUGGCAGACGAAGAAAAAGCUGCCGGUCAUGGUGUUCAUCUACGGUGGUUCCAAUCAAUUCGGGGAGGCGGAGCCCUACAACAUGAGUGCUCUGGCCGCUUUUCACGAUGUCGUUUGUGUCUCGUUCAACUACCGUACGGGACCGCUGGGCUGGAUGGCUUUCCACGAAGACGUGGAUGCAAAGCGGUCUACGGGCAAUUGGGGCAUCCUUGACAUUCAGAGUGCCCUGCGAUGGGUGCAGAAGGAGGUCGCGGCCUUCGGCGGUGAUGCCUCGCGUGUGGCCAUCCACGGACAGAGCUCUGGGGCAGGUCUCGUGGAGCUGCAGUACGUCUCGCCUCAGUCAGCUGGACUCUUCCAGGGCGCCAUCAGCGAAUCAGGUAGCCUCAGUGCUAUGAACUUGUCUCUCGCCUUGGCAAGCGCAACGAAGAUCGCAGCCAGCUUGGGCUGUGCCACAGCCACCCUGAAGGUAAACAAGACGUGCCUUGCUCGGGUUCCAGCACUUAAUCUCACUAUGACCACUUACUCGGCACCAUGGUCGCCUGUGACGGAUGGCGUUACAUUUCCAUUGGCGCCCCAGGAGUUGCUUCGUUUGGGGCGCGUCAACCCAGCAACCAUUGUCUUGGGGGCGCAGACGAACGACAGCAACUUAUUUCUCUUCCGGGAGCAUACGCAGGACGGCUUGGAUCAGCCGAAUGACCGCCCUGAUGGUGCACUUAAGCCAAUGUCGGACAAGCAGUACGGUGUCUCGACAUGUCAUGGGGCGUGGAGUUGGGCAUGUGUAUGA
Molecule: messenger RNA, 1140 nt
Organism: Symbiodinium necroappetens
Lineage: Eukaryota; Dinophyceae; Suessiales; Symbiodiniaceae
Source: the annotation of a GenBank genome assembly